AAACAUUGAUCAGGAUGAAAAUUCUUAUUUUACUCUUUGCUUGUUUCAAUGUAAAUUUUUCUUAUAAUUUUCUAAUUUUCUCUCCAUUAUUUGGUCAUAGCCACACAACUUUCUUUGCUAAAAUUGCGGAUACUCUUUCUGAAGCUGGGCAUAAUGUAACAUUUUUCACACCUACAAUCAUCAGAAAGUUUUCGAAGAUCAACUAUGUGAAACACACAAAACACGUGAUCCACCUGGAACCCUCUGAAAAGCUGGAGCGAUACGGAAAUCAGAUGGAAGAUGUGGAUAUAUCCAGAUUUUGGACUGAUGACUCUUCGAUGGCUGAGAUGUUUCCAAUGAUUAAGCUUUUUAAUGAAAUGUUUGCUGAGCAAGCAUUUGUAUUGGGGCAGAAUCUAGAUGUGCUCGAUGAGCUCAAAGAAAUGAAAUUUGAUGUAAUGAUUUUUGAAAGAUUUGCGGAAUGUGCAUAUCCUCUGCUUGAAUAUCUGGAAAUUGAAACAUUUAUUCCAUCGUCAUCAUUGUUAUUUGAUCCAAAUUUAUUAAUAUCAAUUGGAGAGCCAAGAAUACCGAGUACAGUACCACUUCCUAUGUCCAAAUUCACUGACAAAAUGACAAUGACCGAGCGGCUUCUCAAUGCAAUUGCUGUUCCAAUUUUCCAUUCGCUUCUUCCAACUCACGAAUUCAAAUCAUUCCGCCCUCCAUAUCAAGCCAUUGAUAUUCAGAAAAUGGAACAUUUGAGCUCUUUUAUACUCAGUAAUUCCAAUCCAUAUAUUGACUAUCCCCGUCCAACAUUGGAGAAAAAUGUUCAAAUUGGAGGAAUCUCAGUUGAUGUUGAGAAUCUAAAAAUCCACAAAGUGAAUGAAGAAUGGGAUCGAAUUCUAGACAUGCGACAAAAAACUAUUCUAGUAUCGUUUGGCUCUGUCAUGCUCUCAAAAGAUAUGCCAGUGGAAAAUAAGAAAAUUUUGGCAAAGACAAUGAAACAAUUUCCUGAGGUAACAUUUAUCUGGAAAUACGAAUUUAAUGAUACUGAUUUAUUUGCAAGUGAGACUGAAAAUAUUCACUUUUCAUCGUGGGUUCCACAAACUGCUCUUUUAGCCGACCGCCGUCUAACUGCAUUUUUCACUCACGCAGGGCUGGGAAGUGUUAACGAAGUCAGUUACUUGGGUAAACCUUCAAUAAUGUGUCCAAUAUUUGCUGAUCAAAUGAGAAAUGCCAAAAUGUUGGCAAGACAUAAUGGUUCAAUUGAGAUCUCGAAGUAUGAUCUGGGAAAUGGAGAAAAAAUUGAAAAAACUUUGAGAACUAUUCUGUUUGAUGAUUCAUAUCGAUUGUCAGCUGAGAAACUAGCACAUCAACUAGCAAAUCAACCUGUUAAACCCAAGGAAUUACUGUUAAGGCAUGCUGAAUUUGCAGCACAGUUCGGGCGUCUACCAUCUUUGGAUCCAUACUCUCGACAACUAUCUUUUGUUGAAUAUUUUUUGAUCGACGUGGCAGCCAUCUUGAUAUUUUCAUCUUUGCUGAUUGUUGUCGUCUUGUUCCAAAUUAUAAAAAGGCUGAUCAACUUCCUCCCAGUCACAGUCGAUUCACGCAAAGUCAAGACUAAUUGAAUUAGUUUUAUUUUUACGGCACUACAACUUUUGUGAUGUACUUUGUAGUAUGACAAGUUGUUUUCCAAUAGGGUUAUAUAUUUGAAAGUCAUUUAUACAAAUCUUCGAGACAAAAUGAAGGGUUUCUCUUUAUA
Messenger RNA from Caenorhabditis elegans, 1735 nucleotides. It is a transcript of the gene ugt-37, whose product is annotated as glucuronosyltransferase. The record is from RefSeq and is marked reviewed. Gene Ontology annotation, cellular component: membrane. Lineage: Eukaryota; Metazoa; Nematoda; Chromadorea; Rhabditida; Rhabditidae. Gene Ontology annotation, molecular function: UDP-glycosyltransferase activity; glucuronosyltransferase activity. The transcript is spliced from 9 exons. Bases 15 to 1601 code for a protein of 528 amino acids.